AUGGCGGCGGCCGGAGGCCCCGUGGAGGUGGCGGUGGUGGCGGUUGCCGAGGCGACGGCGGCAGGCGCGGCCUCCUCGUCCGGCGGCGGCGGCGCCUGCUGCUGGGUGUGGGAGGUGGGCUCCGGGGCGACGCUGGCCAGCUAUCGCGGCGGGAGCUUCGCGGCCCGAGGGCUGGCGCUGCUGGGCGGGGAGCAUCUGCUGGGGGCGCAGCUGGGCAAGGCCUGGCUGGGCGCCUGGGAGCUCCAGAGGAAGGAUCAGCUCCAGCAGAAGAUCAUCUGCCCAGGGCUGGUGUCCUGCCUGGCAGCUGCUCCCAACGGCCUCUACGUCUUGGCGGGCAUUGCUGAAAGCAUCUAUCUCUGGGAGGUCUCCAGCGGGAACCUGCUCGCCAUCCUGAACCGGCACUACCAGGACCUCUCUUGCCUGGCCUUCACAGACGACAGUAGCCACUUCCUCUCCGGGGCCAAGGACUGCCUGGUGAUUGUGUGGAACCUUUGCAGCGUACUGCAGGUGGAGCACGGCCAGAGCCCCGAGCCCCGCCACGUGUGGUCGCGACACAGCCUUCCCAUCACAGACCUCUGCUGCGGGGUCGGCGGCCCCAUGGCGCGAGCUGCCACCGCCUCUCUAGACCAAACGGCCAAGCUUUGGGAGAUCUCCUCCGGGGACCUUCUCCUGUCCGUCGUCUUCGACGUGGGCAUCGUGUCAGUGACCCUAGACCUCACCGAAUAUUUCAUGUUUUGUGGGGGCAUGGACGGCUCCAUUUUCCAGGUUGACCUCUGCUCCUGGCCUGUGCAGCGAGAGAGGGGCUUCCGGACCGAGCGGGAGAACGGCAAAGUCUUCCAAGGGCACAGGAACCAGGUGACGUGCCUCUCGGUCUCCACUGACGGCAGCCUGCUGCUCUCUGGUUCGCACGAUGAAACCGUUCGGCUGUGGGACAUCCAGAGCAAACAGUGCCUGCGCACGAUGAAUUACAAAGGCCCAGUCACCAACGCCUUCAUCACCCUGGCCCCGGCCAACAUGAUCAACCCAGACAGCAAGCCCAGCGUGCCCCUGCCGAAAUUCAGCCGGCACCUCCACAACGUGGAGAGCACGGAGCACUCCACCAGCGAGGGGCUGACACUCUGCCUCGGCCUGCAUCAAAAGGGAUCUGGGGAAAGCUACUUGGAAAAAGCAGAGCGUUUGUACUCCCAGAUGUGUUUGACACGAGAGAAGAACCUGAUGGGUGACCAGGAGCAGCUGAAAAUCCAGGUGACAGAGCUGGAGGAGGAGGUGGGCACGCUGCGGAAGAUCAACAAGAGCCUCUUCGACUUCUCCAGCCGCAUCAUCACCAAGCCGGGCAAACAAUAGCCCCGUCCCGAGCUCGCCUCUCGAGGGAUGGGAGAAGCAG
This is a messenger RNA of Euleptes europaea (tarantolino), 1384 nucleotides long. RefSeq names its product WD repeat domain 18 (gene WDR18). Gene Ontology annotation, molecular function: protein binding. The record is from RefSeq and is a predicted model, not a curated record. Gene Ontology annotation, cellular component: nuclear pre-replicative complex. Gene Ontology annotation, biological process: DNA-templated DNA replication; rRNA processing. NCBI's taxonomy places the organism in Eukaryota, Metazoa, Chordata, Lepidosauria, Squamata, Sphaerodactylidae. The coding region runs from base 1 to 1344 and encodes 447 amino acids. The transcript is spliced from 10 exons.